Messenger RNA from Triplophysa dalaica, 1552 nucleotides. It is a transcript of the gene tmem119b, whose product is annotated as transmembrane protein 119b. Gene Ontology annotation, cellular component: plasma membrane. The record is from RefSeq and is a predicted model, not a curated record. Gene Ontology annotation, biological process: positive regulation of osteoblast differentiation; positive regulation of bone mineralization; positive regulation of osteoblast proliferation. The transcript has 2 exons. The coding region runs from base 143 to 1012 and encodes 289 amino acids. NCBI's taxonomy places the organism in Eukaryota, Metazoa, Chordata, Actinopteri, Cypriniformes, Nemacheilidae.
UCAUCAUGCAGCCUGUAACAACAGAACAUCCAGCUGGAGAGGAGGAAUGAGCUGAGGCUAUUCUCUCUCUGGUCUUCUGUAGGAUUUUUAAGUGAGGCAUGCUUUAGAACCUCAGCUCUUGGAGAACGCUAUUAGUCAUAGAAUGGAGCAUUCAUCCUUCUGCCUCCUCCUUGGCUUGUCUAUCAUCCUGCUAAACGGAAGCAUCACUGAAUCCUCCCCUGUCAUUUUCAAUGACUCUUUGGAAAGCAGUGGGCAACUGGAAUCUGGGAGCACAGACCUGCUCCCCACACCCAGCAUUUCCUCUUACCUAAAUAUGUCAGUUCUGUCCACCUCCCUCGAUGGAGAAAAUGAAACCAAGCCUUUUAUAAAUCAAGUGGUGGACUUCUUUCAAGAGAACCUCCUUCUCGUUGUUGUCAUUACCACGUUGCUUCUUCUCGUUUUUACCAUCAUCUGCUCAGCUGCGAUCCUGAGCCGCAGACGUAAAGUCAGCGCAUACUACCCUUGCGCUUUCCCGUCCAAGAUGUAUGUCGAUGAGAGAGACAAGACCGGAGGAGCUCGCUUCUUCAAUGAAGUUCCAGAGAACGUCAACAUCAGCCCUAGUGAGGAGCCAUUGAAUUCAGCCAAGAAGCUUCAGGAGGACAUCAUGUUGGCUACCAAGAACCUACGGACUCCGGUUAAAACACCAUGGAGAGAGAAGAAUAUAAUGGUGGAGAAUGAAAAACCUACAGAUAAUGUGGAAAGUUGUGACAUGAGUCAGAAGGAGAAUUCUGGCUUGCUAGAGGAAAAGACUACGUGUCAGUCAGUUGUUGAGGAUUCUUUGGAAAACAACAACCCCAGUAAGUCCCAGGACAGUAUUAAUGUUUCUGACGUGGAAAAGAGUGACCCGUCUGAUUCUGGGCCCCCUGAAGAGAGCAAACAUUCAUCUGAGCCUGACAUUCGAGUGGACAUGAACAAACAGGAUGUUGUUAAUUCAGGCACAUCAGUUAUCAGUGAAGAGAAAACAGCAUUUUAGUGUGACGUUUUAAAAGGUUUAAGGGAACAUCUAGACAUAAACACAAAGAAAGUUUGUUUCUUGGAUACGUCGUAAGACUCUCACAGUAGCUCACAGUUGCUUUACUAAAGAACAUUUCUAUUGCAUUAAAGGGAUAUUAUUUGAAAGAAAUGUUUGUUAAAAUUAUGACUUCACUAUGACGACAUAUAAAUGUCAAAGAUUAUUUUAAAUAGCUAUUUUUAUUCAUUUGCUUUUGUGUGACGUAAAAUUGCUGUAUAACGGAUGCCUGUAAGGCAAGACUGUAAGAUGUGUCCGACUAUUUUAUGUUUGACUGAUAAUCUAUUUUUAUAUUUCAUUUUAUUUUAUAUUUUGAUAUCUGAGUGCUGUUUUUUGGUGAAUAAAAGUUUCCAUCAAGUGAAAACUGUGUUCACAAACCAGAUUUAAUCCAGACAAUUACAGACAAUACUAUUUUCUUUCUGUUUAAAUCUGACACUUGACUAUGAAGUGUGGUGCAAGCACAUAUCCAAAAAAUAAAGAAAGAAAACUUACUACUCCUAUUAA